Neltuma alba is the source of this 1119-nucleotide messenger RNA. RefSeq names its product aquaporin TIP2-1-like. Gene Ontology annotation, biological process: transmembrane transport; water transport. Gene Ontology annotation, cellular component: membrane. Gene Ontology annotation, molecular function: water channel activity. NCBI's taxonomy places the organism in Eukaryota, Viridiplantae, Streptophyta, Magnoliopsida, Fabales, Fabaceae. The transcript is spliced from 3 exons. The record is from RefSeq and is a predicted model, not a curated record. Bases 71 to 814 code for a protein of 247 amino acids.
AAUCUUCUCCACUCUCAACACUUGUCUGUCAUCUUCUCUCUCUGGUUCUACCUAUAGAAAAAUUCUGAAGAUGGCCAUAGCUUUCGGACGCUUCGACGAUUCUUUCAGCCUGGGCUCCAUUAAAGCCUACCUUGCUGAGUUCAUCUCAACCUUCCUCUUUGUUUUUGCUGGUGUUGGUUCCGCCAUAGCCUAUGGAAAGUUGACGCAUGAUGCAGCACUGGAUCCCGCAGGGUUAGUGGCAGUGGCAAUAUGUCAUGGAUUUGCAUUGUUUGUGGCAGUCUCAAUUGGAGCUAACAUAUCUGGAGGCCAUGUGAACCCAGCAGUGACCUUUGGAUUGGCUAUUGGAGGCCAGAUCACAAUCCUCACUGGUAUCUUUUACUGGAUUGCUCAGCUUGUUGGCGCCAUUGUCGCUAGCUUCCUCCUCAAGUUUGUCACCGGAGGCAUGACAACUCCUACUCACACCGUGGCUGCCGGAGUGGGAGCAAUAGAAGGAGUGGUUAUGGAGAUUAUUAUCACUUUUGCCUUGGUUUACACUGUGUAUGCCACAGCUGCUGACCCCAAGAAGGGUUCUCUUGGGACCAUUGCUCCCAUAGCCAUUGGCUUUAUUGUUGGCGCCAACAUCCUCGCCGCCGGCCCCUUCUCCGGUGGCUCCAUGAACCCGGCUCGCUCCUUUGGCCCCGCCGUGGCUUCCGGCGACUUCCGUGACAACUGGAUCUACUGGGUUGGACCCCUCGUUGGUGGUGGCUUGGCUGGCCUUAUCUAUCCCAAUGUCUUCAUGCACUCUGAACAUGCACCUUUGGCUAAUGAGUUUUAAUUCUGAUAUUCUGAUUCUGAUUGACUGCCUCGCUGAUUCCUGCUUGUUUUCUCCGUAAUAAAAGAAGGGAAAUGCAUGCUUUGCUUGCUUUUUCUUUCUUUUUCUUCUUUGAUAUCUUCGCUUCAGUUGUAAAACGUUUCUGGGGUUAAUUUAUCAUCAUGAGCUGUAAGAUUCAAUAUUAGGCUUGGUGUAUGUCAAGGCUUUUUUAUCUCUGGUUUUCUUUUUCUGCUGCUUCUUUCGUCUUUUAUGCUUGGAGGAAUAGGGCAGAAAACAUGCAAGACAAUGCAAAAUUGAAUAUCCCAGAA